Messenger RNA from Guillardia theta CCMP2712, 543 nucleotides. RefSeq lists its product as hypothetical. The transcript is spliced from 8 exons. The annotation marks the transcript as partial. Gene Ontology annotation, biological process: protein phosphorylation. Lineage: Eukaryota; Cryptophyceae; Pyrenomonadales; Geminigeraceae. The record is from RefSeq and is a predicted model, not a curated record. Gene Ontology annotation, molecular function: ATP binding; protein kinase activity.
UUCAGAGUAGGACAAGUGCUGGGGAAAGGAUCCUUUGGAGUUGUCAGGAUUGCCCAACACAACAAGACAGGGUUCUUGUAUGCUCUCAAAAUCCUGAAGAAGGUGGAAGUGCUUGGUUCGCGUCAGGUUGAACACAUUCUUGACGAGAAACGAAUCAUGGAGAUUACGAAUGGACAUCAAGCAAUCAUCACUUUGUACGGAACUUUCCAGGAUGAACGAAAUCUGUACAUGGUGUUGGAACUUGCGCAGGGUGGAGAAAUGUUCAAAUUGCUAAGAAGGCUGGAAAGGUUUGAGGUGGAUACUGCCAAGUUUUACUGCGCGCAAGUCAUUCUUGGUCUUCAUCAUCUUCAUUCGAUGAACAUCGUCUACCGAGAUCUCAAGCCUGAAAAUCUUAUGUUGGACUCUCGAGGAUACGUCAAGAUUGUUGAUUUUGGUUUUGCGAAGAUUGUUGAGGAUCGAACUUGGACUCUGUGCGGGACUCCAGAGUAUGUUGCUCCAGAGAUUAUCAGAUGUGAGGGGUAUGGAGCUGCCGUGGAUUGGUGG